UUUGGUCUCAUAUGAAGCGUCCUUUGGCACUCCAACAGAGCCAUCCUAAGCAGGCGUACGCCCUUCGAAGGCUGUUGAAGUCAACGAGCUUAGAAGGGUGUAACUCUGCUUCGGAUGGCGCUCUUAAACACUUCAAGUUAGGGGCCUGAGUCUACUCGUGUGCGCUUGUGUGUUUUGUCCGUUAUUAGUUUUUUUCUGCAAGUUUCCAUUUCGUACACAUACAGGAGAAAGACUGACGAUAGUAAAUAACAACAUGAAGGCACUUAUGUUUGUAAAGAUCAGUUGGUAGGCAAGAGCAUAAUUAGUUGCUUCUGGUUGCGAAUGUUUCUGGCACAGGAAACUUGCCUGUCUUUGAAGUGCUCCUGGACUCUUCAUUGCCAAACGGCCAACUCAAUUAUUUUGGGAUUUGUGAUCAGUAUCACCAGAAUGGAUCUCUGAGGCAUCACAGAAGGUGUAUUGGCCAGAUCCAAAUAACAGAGAGGGGGUGACCCCACCCCAAAAUAUUUUCUUGGGAAGGUCUGAGGACACCAUUCUACAAGCUAAACAAGUUUCGAUCUGGUCAGUGACUGAAAGUACAACUAGCUGCAUAUUCCUUGAAGUAAGGCAGAAAGGAAACACUUUUUUCUCAUGGUUCUGUGUCCCUCUGCAUAAGACGCUUUCCAGGUAAUGUCUUUACAGUAUGCGUGCUUUAUUUCAGCAUAUUGUGGGUUAAUUGAAUGGUCUUGCCCCUCUGUUCUAUGGUGUCAUUCUAAGAACAUUUUCCUGGGAGUAAGCCACAUAGAAUAGUUCUGAGUAAAUCCGUUUGGGAUUGUUCUAUAAAUGUUGUUCUACCAACUGAAUGAACAGGUUACUUGGUUUGAUGCAUUUUUUUUGUUCACCCUUUGGAUGUCACCUCAACUGCAGUCCUGCAAGCACUAACUGGGAGCUUCUUGUUUAACCCACUGUGGCUGUUAGUGCAAGGAAAUGGCAACAUUAUUGCCUGAGUGAACUGAUUCAAUAAAGGAAUCCAUGGCCUUCAGUUUACAAGAUCUUAGCAAAACUGCACAUUGAUAGGAUGUUUUGGAAGUUGUAAGUUUUGGGGCUUGACAUUUGAUGGCACAUAACACAUACAAACUGUCCUGGUUGAUUUGGGAGGGAAGGGCAGACAGAUGUAUCUUAUAGAGGUACAAAUGUUCCUGUAACUUGUAUGUCAUUCCACAUGUCAUUCCUAGAAAUUUUGAGCCUUUAUUUGCAGGCUGUUUUUGCCCAUUUGUUCCUCUGUGUUUGUACAUCAUUUUCACAAGUGCAUUUAUUUAUUUUCUUUUAUCAGUUUACUUGGCUAUGAUGUGGUCUCAACUUUAAUUUUAUUUAUGUUAUUUAUAGUCCACCUUUCUCUCUGAGACUUAGGACAGAUUACACAAUGUAAGUCAGUACAGUCAAUUUCAAAGACAUUCAAUAAACAAUGUAAUAGGAUAUAUCAAUGCAAUUUGCAAACUAGCAUUUAAAACUAGCAGGAAUCCAGUACAGAGUUGAAGAAAUGUUAGAGCAGAAGAAAUUCUAAGACUAACAUAUUAAACAACACUGAAACCAUCCAGUAGGGUUAUACUUAAAGCUACAGACAUAGUCUUACAGUACAUAGUCUUAUCCUUUUAUUAAUGCAUCUCUUUGAGGUUUCUCAUUCCCAGAAAAUUUUAUCAACGGAUGUAUGAAUGCAUUUUCAGCAUUAUUCAAGAGCUGAAGGACCUGUGCCACAAAUUGAAUGAGAACUAUGUAAAUUAGUACCAGAAAGAAUGAUGAGGUGGGGCUGACUGCAAUUCAAUAAUGAGGUUCAUCUUGACAUAAUCUAACCAUGGACUUCUUCUUACUUCAGAGGGAAAAAUCCCUACAAUCAAAGCAUAUUUACGAUACAGUAAGUCUUGUUAAAAGUGGUAGUUGUAGUAGUUGAAAGUAUUGUCAAGUCACAGCUGACUUAUGGUGAUCCCGUAGGGUUUUUAAGGCAAGACAUUCAGAUUGCUUGGCACUGGUUAGCAACCCUGUACUUUGGUGGUCUCUCAUCCAAGUACUAAUGAGGGCCAAUCCCGCUUAGCUUCUGAGAUCUGACAAAAUCAGGCUCAUCUAGGCCAUCCAGGUCAGGGCCAGUGGUAGUUACUUCUGAGUAAAUUACUAUAAAUUGUGCUGUGAUUUGUUUCCUGUUUGUCAAGAACUUUUGCACCACUUCCCGAUUCAACUUUGUUUCAGCAACUUCAAUAAUAUUUUUCCCUGUCAUCCUUGUUGAAGGCACUGAUGUGAACUCAUUUUGCUCCCAAAGUGACACUUUUUUUUGUCUUAGAUUGCUCAAAAUGUUACGCAGUGAAAAAGUAUAUGACAUAUUUAAAUGAAAUUGUACAACUGAAGUAACUGUGAAGAAGUUUAGAGUGGCAAAAUGAGCACUGAAGAUAAGGAAAAUCAGUCUUUUGAACCACAUGAAAACACCGUGAAAACUCCUCUGAAACAGUCAGCUACAUCCAAUUUGUUCUUGGCAGAGAUCCAGCCUGCUGCUUCUUGCCAUCUGACAACACCACCAAAGCCUAAUGAAAUCUCUUCUGGAGAUCCAUGGACACCAACAGCUAACCUUAAAAUGUUGAUCAGUGCCGCUAGUCCUGAGAUCAGAAGUCGAGAACAAGGGAAAAAAUUAUUGGACAGCAGAAGUGAAAUCCUUGAGGAGCAUUUAUCAGGAGACGAAUAUGAAAAAUCCCAACCAAGUCGUAAAGAGAAAAGCUUAGGAUUGCUGUGUCACAAAUUUUUAGCUCGCUAUCCUAGUUAUCCCAAUCUGUCGAAAAAUAAUGAAAUUUGCCUUGAUGAAGUAGCAGAUGAGCUUAAUGUUGAACGCAGACGCAUAUAUGACAUCAUGAAUGUUCUAGAAAGUCUUCAUAUGGUGAGCCGGCUUGCCAAAAACAGGUAUGUUUGGCAUGGGCGCCAUAAUCUUAAAAGAACACUACAGAUUUUGAAAAAAGUGGCAGAGGAGAACAAAUACAUGCAGCAAAUACAGUUGAUUAAAAAAAGAGAAUGUGGAGAAGAGCCUGCAAGAGAUAAUCAGAGGAUUGACUUGAUGGUGAAGCGUGAUAUUCCAAGCAACCAUAUGGAUAUAAGCUUUGUUGAACUUCCUGGGAUGGAAUUUCGAGGAGCUUCAGUAAACAGUCGUAAGGACAAGUCGUUAAGAGUGAUGAGUCAGAAAUUUGUGAUGUUGUUCCUUAUAUCAAUCCCUCAAGUUGUGAGUCUUGACAUUGCUGCUAAAAUUUUGAUUGGCGAAGACCAUGUUGAGAAUUUAAACAAAAACAAGUUUAAAACUAAAAUCCGGAGACUGUAUGAUAUUGCUAAUGUUCUCAGUAGCCUUGAACUGAUUGAAAAAGUUCAUGUUAAAGAGAAGAAGGGCCGCAAACCAGCAUUUAAAUGGACAGGACCAGAUGCUUUUUCAGAUGUUCACGAUACACCAUCUGUACUUACACCCACUACUAUUGCUCCAGCACAUCUAGUGGAACAGAAAUCUUCCAAAGAGCAUUGCUCCAAGAACCUUUUCCCCUCAAGAUGUAAACAAGGCUUCACACGGCAUCCAUCCUUAAUAAAAUUGGCAAAAACUACACAGAGUGAUUGUAGAAAAAUUCGUUCUGCUCCAAGCAGUCCAAUCAGGAAUAACACAGGUCAAAUUCCAUCAAGCUUUCCAAGCAAGAUGGCUCAACUUGCAGCCAUCUGCAAACAGCAAUUAGAUGAGCAAUCGAGGGAAUUCAAAAAGACAAAACUGAAACUGGUAUCCUCUCCCUUGCCAUGCAGUUUGGCUUUGCCUCCUGAAUCUUGUUUGAAAUCUGAAACAUUCUUGUUGCCUUCUUGUGUCGAGUUCCUACCUCUGACACACAGCUCAGCAUCUCCACCAAUACUACCUCAUAUCCAUUCCAACGUGUCAUAUGCAGUAUAUGUGCACCCUUCCCAAAUGCAGCUAGCAACAGCAUGCAAUCCAAGUUUCAUGAUGCAGCCAGUUUCCUGUGCUAAUGUAGUUGGAAUAAAGUACCCUGCAGAAACUAGUUCAAAACCAGCACUUGGUAAAAUGCUUACUAAAGGCAGUGACAUCAGCUUGGGAGAGAGUGAUACGCUUGCUAAAGAUGAAGGCAUCAGGGUUGCCAAGAAGCAAGAAGUUUCAAAAGAUGACUGUAUACCAGAGAAAUUUCUUAAAAGGUGUCAAGUAGUACCAGCGGAUAGUCCAAUUAAAAAAAGUAAAAGUGAGGAGGUAACGCUUCAGGACAUGUUACAGGACCCUCAUAUUUAAAGUGGCUGUGGAAAAAAAGGCUAAAAGGAAGAUAAGGAGUGGUACAAUUUUCUAUGGGAUGAUAUCACCAUCAACAACAGUUCUGAAUUUAUUUUGCAUAAAUGAAAUCAGUGAACGUCAAAAUCAAGACUGCAUAUAAGCUUUCAAUGAAUAUGUUAUCCAUCCCUGAGUUAAUACAAAUUUCUGUUUGACUGUAUUCCCUGUGGGAGUUACACACUUGCAAUGCUGUCAUAUUUUUAUUUUACUUAUUUAUGUCAUUUAUAGUCCACCUUUCUCACUUAGACUCAAGAUGGAUUACAUAGUGUGAGAUUAGUAUAGUCAAUAUCAAGGACAUUUCAAUAAAAGUGCCAUAAGGUAUAUAAAUUUAAAUUUACAAAGACUAACACCAGCAAAAAUCUAACUUAGAAUUGAAGGAAUGCUGAAACAGAGCAUAAGUAAUUCUAAGACUGACAUUAAACAACAUAGAACUACUCAGUAGGAUCAUAUUCAAUGAAACAAAUAGUACAUAAUAGCACAUACUUGAAGCAACAGAUAGGAACCAUAGACUUCACCACUAUGUACUGUCUUUGAAGUGAAGCAUCCCUUUGAAACCACCUCCCUACAGUACAGUCCUAUCUGAGUAAAAAGCCCUCUUGAAUUGUUCAGUUUUGCAUCAUUUGAGGAAAGCCAGGAGAGUGGAGGCUCUUCUGACCUCCUCAGGCAGGCCGUUCCUUAGGGUGGGGGCCGCCACAGAAUGCACAUGUACCAGCGGCUGUUGAUUUUGCCCAUAUGCAGGGUGCCUUGAAUGAAUGAAUGCUGCAUUGAAUUGCACUGUUCAUUUGUUGAAGAACAGAGAAGAAGGGUCUUGCAUGACUAAAUGUGCUGCUGGAAUUAUAUCGAUACAUUGUAUAUGGAAAAUGAAAAAUUAGGGCAAUGGCUGAGCUAUCUGAUGGGGAAAUUUCUUUAAUAAAUUUCUUCUGCCGCCAAUUACAAAUUUCCCUUCUACCACUUACUCAAAUAUAAUUCAAAACACCAACCACAGUGAUACAGAGAAAUAUUAGUUUUAUUGUUACACAAAUCUCAGAUGCAUGAGGUUCCCGGGGCUGAUAUGUACUGAGCUGCCUUAUCCUUAUGCCUAAAUAAUGCUAAAUUGUUUACAGAACAAAAUGAAUCAAAAGAUCAAAAGAGAUUAUUACAAACGGUUCACUUAGACUUCAUCUUACAGAGAAUAGCACCAUUACUUUGAGUGGCAAGAUACAAUUAAAAUACUUAAUACAAAUAAGAAUCCUUUCUGACUACUUGUGGUAAGGCUGGUACGUAAACAAUCCGCAAUAUGAAGUGUCCAAGGCUGAAUGUGGAACCCUUAUUCUAGAUAAAAAUUGCUUAUAGUUACGUAUUUCCAAAGUUGUGUAGCGUCAUACCGACCUGCAGCAUAGUAACAAUCACAGCAAGAGACAUAGAAUGUACUCUUUAGGUGUUUUCCAUAAAUUUCACAUGCCAGGCAAAGUUUCUUGCUCACAAAACUAAAAUGGUAGGGGUCUUUAUUAAAAAUUCCCUAAUGGUACCUUAAGAGGAAAACCAUGACAUUUGUCAGAAAUAUUUAUAAAUGGCAUAUUUUCCCAUUUUUCCUAGACUUGGAUUCCUUCAAGUUACCUUAUACCUCUUUCUCAAUGCACCCAACUUGGUAAUGAGACCGCUGACUCUAACAAAGGGAAAUCUGAGAUG
This is a messenger RNA of Eublepharis macularius, 5980 nucleotides long. RefSeq names its product E2F transcription factor 8 (gene E2F8). The transcript has 10 exons. Gene Ontology annotation, cellular component: RNA polymerase II transcription regulator complex. The record is from RefSeq and is a predicted model, not a curated record. Gene Ontology annotation, biological process: regulation of transcription by RNA polymerase II. The coding region runs from base 2402 to 4276 and encodes 624 amino acids. Gene Ontology annotation, molecular function: RNA polymerase II cis-regulatory region sequence-specific DNA binding; DNA-binding transcription factor activity, RNA polymerase II-specific. Lineage: Eukaryota; Metazoa; Chordata; Lepidosauria; Squamata; Eublepharidae.